GUCCGGACUCCGGGGUCGCGGUGCGGCCGCGCCCACCCCGCCCGCGUAAGCGCGCUUCCGGAAACUGCUCGCUCCUGGGAACCGGGUUUCCCCGUGUAGGUUCCGGAAGACCUCGGUUCUCUGAGCCUAGCGUGCAGUGCAGCCCGGGCUUCUGUGGCCCCUGGGGCCAAGUGCUUUGUUCAGGGCUCGUUGUCGCCCCUGCGCGCGCAGAGAGGCCGAAGUCCUGGUGUCGCGCGCACCGGGGACCCGCGAGGGCUGAGCACAGGGUGCGAGCGUUGCAGCCGGAGCUCCGGAGCUCCGGAGCUCGUGCGCCCCGCGUAGCCUGGGGCAUCCCAGGCAGCUGCGGCUCCAGUGCAGUCCCUACGAGGCGGUCGCGCCAGCGACUGCCAAGGCGGUGCCAUGCUGGGCCCGUCCGGGAGCCCGGGAAGGGAAAGCGGAAGCCGCGCGCCCGGCCGGUGACCCGGAGGACCCGGCGCCUAACCCCGGCUGCUCGCAGCACCCGCGCCUGCCCUCGGCUGCCAGCCCGGCGGCACCCGGCGCGCCGUGACCAUGGCCAUCGCCCACUUGGCCACGGAGUACGUGUUCUCGGACUUCUUGCUAAAGGAGCCCACCGAGCCCAAAUUCAAGGGGCUGCGGCUGGAGCUAGCGGUGGACAAGAUGGUCACAUGCAUCGCCGUGGGUCUGCCUCUGCUGCUCAUCUCGCUGGCCUUCGCUCAGGAGAUCUCCAUCGGUACACAGAUAAGCUGCUUCUCCCCAAGCUCUUUCUCCUGGCGACAGGCCGCCUUUGUGGAUUCAUACUGCUGGGCCGCGGUGCAGCAGAGGAGCUCCCUGCAGAGCGAGUCCGGGAACCUCCCGCUGUGGCUGCACAAGUUCUUCCCCUACAUCCUGCUGCUGUUCGCCAUCCUCCUGUACCUGCCCACGCUCUUCUGGCGCUUUGCCGCAGCGCCGCACCUCUGCUCCGACCUGAAGUUCAUCAUGGAAGAGCUUGACAAAGUCUACAACCGCGCCAUCAAGGCCGCCAAGAGCGCCCGGGACUUGGACCUGGACCUGAGAGACGGACCCGGACCGCCAGGAGUGAAUGAGAAUGUGGGGCAAAGUCUGUGGGAGAUAUCUGAAAGCCACUUCAAGUACCCAAUCGUGGAGCAGUACUUGAAGACAAAGAAGAACUCUAGCCAUUUAAUCAUGAAAUACAUUAGCUGCCGGCUGGUGACAUUCGCAGUCAUACUGCUGGCCUGCGUCUACUUGGGCUAUUACUUCAGCCUCUCCUCGCUCUCAGACGAGUUUCUGUGCAGCAUUAAAUCGGGCGUCCUGAGGAAUGACAGCGCCAUCCCUGACCGCUUCCAGUGCAAGCUCAUCGCUGUGGGCAUCUUCCAGCUGCUUAGCCUUAUUAACCUCAUAGUGUACGCCCUGCUGGUUCCCGUGGUCAUCUACACGCUGUUCGUCCCCUUCCGGCAGAAGACGGACGUUCUCAAGGUGUAUGAAAUCCUGCCCACCUUCGAUGUCCUGCAUUUCAAGUCUGAAGGCUACAACGACUUGAGCCUCUACAACCUCUUUCUGGAAGAGAACAUAAGCGAGCUCAAAUCGUACAAGUGUCUUAAGGUGCUGGAGAACAUUAAGAGCAACGGGCAGGGCAUCGACCCCAUGCUGCUCCUGACCAACCUAGGCAUGAUCAAGAUGGACGUCAUGGAUGGGAAGACUCCCAUGUGCUCAGAGGUCAAGGGAGAGGACCAGGGCAGCCGGACGGUGGAGUUCAAAGAUUUGGACCUGAGCAGCGACACUACAACAAACGUCGGAGAGAAGAACUCUCGACAGAGACUUCUGAAUUCAUCGUGCUAAUGGUUUCAUUCUUGACUGUCGAGUCUAAUGGUUUCAUUCUUGACUUUCGAGUCCGUGACUUCUGCCGUUGAAAGCACCCCUGUUGGGUCUGUAGCUGGUUUGCAGUAAGAUGUUUUCGGUAGUGAUGUGGUGUGUGUUUUACAAGUCUCUAAUAGAUAUAAUGGCCAGUAGUGUCAAGGAAGAAUGGGUUAGGACUGUCCUAUAAGACAAAUUAUGGAAAUGAGUAAGUGGACUUUGCCCGAAGUCCUCACUGAAGGGCUAUUAAGAGCACAGAGCCUUUCGGAGAAACACUGUUCUGGACUGACGGUGUUUUGAAACCUGGAGCUUCUGGGGAGCAAGCACUUUGGGGGAGGUCUUGUUUUGUGAGCUAAUAAUAAACACGUCAGGAUUUAAUUUAA
Mesocricetus auratus (golden hamster) is the source of this 2234-nucleotide messenger RNA. It is a transcript of the gene Panx1, whose product is annotated as pannexin 1. The transcript has 5 exons. Gene Ontology annotation, molecular function: channel activity. Gene Ontology annotation, biological process: monoatomic cation transport; positive regulation of interleukin-1 production. The record is from RefSeq and is a predicted model, not a curated record. Lineage: Eukaryota; Metazoa; Chordata; Mammalia; Rodentia; Cricetidae. Bases 550 to 1836 code for a protein of 428 amino acids.